This is a messenger RNA of Vitis vinifera (wine grape), 1718 nucleotides long. RefSeq names its product putative disease resistance RPP13-like protein 1. The coding region runs from base 69 to 1718 and encodes 549 amino acids. The transcript has 2 exons. Gene Ontology annotation, molecular function: ADP binding. Gene Ontology annotation, biological process: defense response to other organism. The record is from RefSeq and is a predicted model, not a curated record. Lineage: Eukaryota; Viridiplantae; Streptophyta; Magnoliopsida; Vitales; Vitaceae.
CUGAGCUCUGGAAUUUCGCUAGUGAAGAGCUUGUCCACUCUGAGCUCAACAAGUGGAAGACAAUUUUGAUGAAGAUCUAUGCAGUCCUCCAUGACGCAGAGGAGAAGCAAAUGACGAACCCCCGGGUGAAGAUGUGGCUUGACGAGCUUGGAGAUUUGGCUUAUGAUGUGGAGGACAUCUUGGACGGCUUUGCCACUGAAUCUUUGCGACGCAAUUUGAUGGCAGAAACUCAUCCUUCCGGUACUGAACGUAGCACAAGUAAGUUAUGGAGCCUCAUCCCUUCUUGUUGUACUAGUUUCACUCCGAAUGCUAUUAAGUUUAAUGCAGAGAUGUUGUCCAAGAUCAAGAUGAUCACUACCAGUUUACAAGAAAUUUCUGCACAAAAAAGUGAUCUCCAUUUAACGGAGAAUAUUUCUGGGGAGAGGUCUACCAAAACAAGGGAAAUACUACCCACCACUUCUUUAGUUGAUGAAUCCCGUGUUUAUGGUAGGGAAACAGAUAAAGAAGCCAUAGCCAAUUUGUUGCUCAGGGAUGAUCCAUCUACUGAUGAAAUCUGCGUAAUUCCUGUUGUCGGUAUGGCCGGUAUUGGCAAAACUACUCUCACUCAACUUGCAUUCAACGAUGAUGAAGUAAAGGAUCAUUUUGAUUUGAGAGUUUGGGUCUAUGUUUCUGAUGAUUUUGAUGUCUUGAAGAUAACGAAAACGAUUUUACAAUCAGUUUCUCUGGCUACUCAGAAUGUUGAUGAUCUUAAUUUGCUUCAGAUGGAAUUAAGGGAGAAACUUUCUGGGCAGAAAUUUCUUCUUAUCCUAGACGAUGUUUGGAAUGAGAGCUAUGAUUCAUGGGAUCUUUUGUGCAUGCCAAUGAGAUCAGGGGCACCGGGCAGUAAGCUUAUUGUCACAACUCGUAAUGAAGGAGUUGUAUCAAUCACUGGAACUCGUCCAGCUUAUUGUCUUCAGGAGUUAUCAUACGAAGAUUGUUUAUUUGUAUUCACUCAACAAGCAUUAAGGAGAAGUAACUUUGAUGCCCAUUCACACUUGAAAGAAGUUGGUGAGGAAAUAGUGAGAAGGUGUAAGGGCUUGCCUUUGGCAGCAAAGGCCCUUGGUGGCAUGUUGCGCAACCAAGUAAGUCAUGAUGCAUGGGAAAAUAUUUUAACAAGCAAGAUAUGGGAUCUACCCCAAGACAAAAGUCGCGUUCUUCCUGCUCUCAAGUUAAGCUACAAUCAUCUCCCAUCUCAUCUGAGGAAGUGUUUUGCCUAUUGCUCGAUAUUUCCGAAAGGCUAUGAAUUCGACAAAGAUGAAUUAGUCCAAUUAUGGAUGGCUGAGGGUUUUUUCGAACAAACAAAGGAAGCAGAAGACUUAGGUUCUAAAUACUUCUAUGAUUUAUUGUCAAGGUCAUUUUUUCAACAAUCUAAUCACGAUUCAUCUCGAUUUGUGAUGCAUGACCUAAUCAAUGAUCUUGCUCAAUAUGUGGCAGGAGAAAUAUCCUUCAACUUGGAGGGUAUGUCGGUGAAUAAUAAACAACACUCCAUUUUUAAAAAGGUUCGUCAUUCAUCUUUCAACCGCCAAGAGUAUGAGAAGUUUGAAAGAUUCAAAACCUUUCAUAAGAUGAAGUGUUUGCGAACACUGGUCGCAUUGCCAUUGAAUGCAUUUUCUAGAUAUCACUUCAUCCCAAGUAAGUGGCUAUUACAUAAGUGGAGAGCUACCACAUUCGAUUGGUGA